Paraglomus brasilianum is the source of this 1586-nucleotide messenger RNA. NCBI's taxonomy places the organism in Eukaryota, Fungi, Glomeromycota, Glomeromycetes, Paraglomerales, Paraglomeraceae. The record is from the annotation of a GenBank genome assembly.
AUGACGUCUCCACGCAGUCCAAUACUAACUCCUUGGAGUCCCGUCCUCGGCCCAAUGCCCGCAAUCAUAGAAGACUAUCUUUCCGACCAGAACCUCGGCCCGCACACCUCUCAAUCUCUUUAUUCACCACGAAAAGCCAAGCCAACCACCCAGCUUUCUCUUGAAGUUCCUGCAUCCAACAAAUAUUCUUCUUCCGCUGCUUCGUCCGUGAAAAGUUCCAACGGGAUAUCAACAAAAAUUGACGUGGCUAGUGAGACAGAGGAAGAAGUCUUGAAAGAGCGAGAAGGUGGGAGUGUGGAUGAGAUAUUGAUUAAUUUGAUGAAUAGAUCAAGUGGAGGGUCUUCAAGUGGAAAGGGAAAGGGUAUAGAUAUAUUGAAUGGAGAGGAGCAAUUAUAUUUCACCGCUGAGCCUGAAAGCGAGACUCUCCAUGAAGGCGUGUUUUACGGGAACAACGUUGAUAAGGGAGCGGAUUCUGAUUCAUCAUGCGAACUGACAUCUGGACUUUUAACCUCUACACCGGACGGUACCAUCUCGCGAGACUUGUCUGUAGUGUCCAUGGACGAUGAAUAUUCCGGAUAUCGUCGGAAAUACAGUCAUGAAGAUCCGCAGUCUGCAAAAUGGGCGAGACAUAGAAAACACUUUUUUAUUUUGAGCAGUGCUGGUAAGCCCAUCUAUACGCGUUAUGGCGACGAGUCGCGAAUAUCUCCCUACAUGGGCGUAGUACAGGCAAUCGUAUCAUUCUUUGCAGAUGGAGAUGAUUCUAUAAAAUGCAUAAAUGCAGGACGUCAUAAAUUGGUAUUUUUAUUGAAAGCGCCGUUGUAUCUUGUAGCUGUAUCGCGUACGAAUGAAUCUGAAUCCCAGUUGCGCAAUCAAUUGAGCUAUCUAUACAAUCAGAUAAUCUACGUGGUGACAUCCGCUCAUUUAACCAAGGUAUUCGAACAAAGGACUAAUUUUGAUUUAAGGCGAUUAAUUGCAGGCACGGAGGUGUUCUUGGAUAAUCUAUCUUCUACUAUGGGUGAUGAUUUAGGUUUCUUGUUUGGGUCUAUUGAGUGUAUGAGAAUGAAUAAAGAACUAAGAGAGAAAGUAGCCACUGUUGUACAAAGUAUAAAGCGCAAGGAACUUUUAUAUGCAAUGUUAAUGACGGACAAUAAGCUUAUUACUCUACUUAGACCACGUAAACAUAGCCUUCAUCCGAGUGAUCUGCACUUAAUCUUCAACAUGGUGAAUGGAUCAUCUGCAUUCCAGGCAGUAGAGUCGUGGAUCCCGUUAUGUCUGCCGAAAUUCAACAGCAAGGGCUUCCUACACGCCUAUGUCAGUUACAUAACGUCUAAUGUAUGCCUACUCUUGGUAUCGCCUGAUAAAGGCAUGUUUUUCGAGUUGGCAGAGGCAAAGUCGGUUGUUGUUGAGAAAUUAACCCUGGAUGGCACAUUGACGUUCGUUGAAGAAAUAGCUCGGAACGAUGGAUACGCAAUUGCCGAUAUUGGUGCGCCUGCAUUGCGACAUUUCCUAUAUAAAUCUAAACCACACGUACAGCACACAAUGCCCAUGUUCACACCGCCAUACGACAAUCCUCGAGAGAGAAGAAG